UAAGCACUACCAGCGGUACGAUCUGCAGCAGCAGGUCACAUAAAUCAACAGAAGCACUGUACGUUGGUAAUUAAAGUGCUCACUUAAAAUUUCGUACCAUAAGAAUCACAGGAUCAAAGCCUAUAGGGAGUCAUUAGAUAAAGUUAUAGUGAGAACUUAGUACUGCACUUUUUUAUUUAAAUUCUCGUAGUUUUCUUGAUUAAUACUGUAUCGUUGGAUAUGCACAAAGCUGCUGACUGCCGCUGACACCUACAUCCUGGGUUGCAGUGAUCGCUCGACGCAAGCAAGAUACUGUUAGAACCAUUUUGAUAUCAUGAAAUUUUGCUUGAAAACUGGUAGAAGGAUUCCAUAUUCUUCGUGCUACUGCAGAUGACAGGACGGUAGAAUCACGGUCCCCGGACAAACCAGCAUGACGUUGUGGUGCGCCGAUAAUGGAUAUGUCGGAUGCUGGUAUAUACGCACAUCUUUCUCGGCUACUGGCUCCUCCAUAAUCUAAGCGGAUCCGUACACUGUCAAAGCACAGAACUCACUGGUCCGGAUUGUUACGGCUGCACCGCCACCGGCUCCUCCUCCAUGACAGCCCACAUGCUGGCCCUUUGCAAAGCCGAACAGCGGAAAGUCGAGAACGCCGGCUACGUGACGACGAAAUGCUCGACCGCAGAGAUGUGCGGCAUCAUCUACUACAACACCACGUACCCCGACCCUACCUUCCGGCGGACCUGCAUCGAGGACGGACGCCCGCAGGCCAUCCUCAACCGGUAUCCCUGCAGCGAUCUGGAGCCGUUGGUCUGUCAGGCCGAUACACCGAACGGCCGGUUCAGCGGCACGCUGUACUGCGUUUGCCAGGGGAAACUCUGCAACUGGUUCCCCGACGCGUCUAUCCGCAUUGCUGUCACUAAUUCGUGGAAAGACAAGGCACAGAGAGUGCAAAUCCCACCCAUCAGCGGAUCCGUUGUCGCCAGCAACCCUCAGCCACCGGCAUCGGGGUCCGGCGGUAGUGGCUCGGGUACUUCCAACGCGGGUUCCGGUAGGUCUCCGAGUGCCUCCAGCGCUGGAAGCGGGACCGGCAGCGGUGCUGGUGGCAGUAUAACCGGAAAUAAUCCGGACAGCUUGGGUGGCGCUGCGGGGGACGCCGAUAACGCGGCGACCGCUGAUGGGAGCGGCGGGGUUCCCGCGGAUAAAACCGGCGACGCCGGCGGCGCAGCGGGAGGGCGGGCGAAGGGCUCUGCGUCCGGGGGAUCGGGUGCCGUGAAUGGAAGCGACACGGGAAGCACAGCAAGUGGUUCGGGAACGAACUGGGCGUUGAUUGGAGGGAUUGCUGCCGCUCCGGUGGUGCUUGGGUUGGUCGCUGUAUGGUGGUGGCACAAGUCGACCGGCACCGCGAAACACGCCGCAGAGCACGAUGAAAGUGAAGAGGAGUUGUGAGCGAUGACAGGGCUUAGUUUCCCAUCAACAGGCUCCUGACUGUCUCUUACUCCAGCGAUACUGGGCUGAAAAUGGACACCCAAUUUAGGGAAUUUAGGCGCUUUGGUUGAAGAUGCAAUGAUGGUUUGAUGUCACGGAUAUUUUGUGUAUUGGUUCAGUAUAAUCUCGGCUCGGCCGGUACGCCAGAGUUCUUAUCGUAAAACACUGGCAUGAGUACUCGUACAUUUGAUGCGUCACCCUAUGAAUGGAUAGGCAGUAACUGUGUGUGAAAAUUUGAUUUGUUAAUUGCAGUCACUGGACAAUGGUUCCACAGUUUCCUCUGACUGUCGCAUAAUUUUAACGAAGUCUCUCAAGAACCAAUCUGUGCAAAGCGCUUUGUGCACAGUUCUCUUAAUUACAGCACCAUCCGGCAAAGGAUGUGUAAGCAGAUUGGAACGUAACAACCAAACAUUUCACCUAGUUUUUGACAGCGCCAAACCAACCCAAACCAACCAACCCAAACAGCUCGGUACAAUCAACAUUCCCCAAAGGAAUCCACUUGACAGUCGCGGACGCGUAAAAACAGCAUGACAACAACAUAGCAACCUACCGACAGUGACUGAUUCAACAUAAUCAGUACGCACACGGCAGCGUGAUACAAUCAGAUUUCGGCUUCUUCGCCCUCUUCAUCCUCAUCUUCCUCCUCCUCUUCCCGGCGUUUCUUCUGGUGUUGGCGCCAGCACAUACAACCACACCCAACCAGUAAGGCGACGACCUAAACGCGCAGAGAAAAAGCGUUGAUAUCAACCGUUUCUUGGGAUGUAUCGCUGAAUUCGUACUAAUGCUCCGGCGAUCGCACCAACCAGUACCGGCGAAAUCCGGGAUUCUGCAAGAAGCAGCAUGUUAAUAUCGUGACGGAUCACCGCGGUUCAUUGCUAAUAUAUAUGGGCACACCGGCAAUUUGCGGACCGUUACCUCACUGACCGACAUCUCGCUGAUGACGACUUCUCGCUGACUAACAAUUUAUUGAAACGACAACUCGAUGACCGACAGAUUGCUGAACAUCGCGAUUUCGCCGAGGACAUCUGAUGACUAAAAACAACUUUCCGAAGCACAU
This is a messenger RNA of Paramacrobiotus metropolitanus, 2521 nucleotides long. Its product is annotated as merozoite surface protein 2-like. The coding region runs from base 445 to 1425 and encodes 326 amino acids. The record is from RefSeq and is a predicted model, not a curated record. The transcript is spliced from 9 exons. Lineage: Eukaryota; Metazoa; Tardigrada; Eutardigrada; Parachela; Macrobiotidae.